AUGAAACGCUGUCCAAUUCUAAUUAAUGUUAGUCGAGAUGGUCUCAUCGAUACAAAAGCACUUACUCAAGCAUUCAAAUGUGGACAAAUUUCUUAUGCUGUUCUCGAUGUUAUCGAAGAUGAGCCUAAUAUCGACGAAGAAUUAGUCAAACUUGACGAUGUACUUCUCACUCCUCAUGUGACUUGGUAUAUCGAAGAAUCAAAACGAGCUCUGAGAAUGAAGGGCAUUGAAGAUAUUUUACGAGUGUUGAGAGGUGAACGACCAAUCUAUCCUGUUUCUGAAUAA
Messenger RNA from Rotaria sordida, 285 nucleotides. The record is from the annotation of a GenBank genome assembly. NCBI's taxonomy places the organism in Eukaryota, Metazoa, Rotifera, Eurotatoria, Philodinida, Philodinidae.